Balaenoptera acutorostrata (minke whale) is the source of this 556-nucleotide messenger RNA. RefSeq names its product histone H3.1. Gene Ontology annotation, cellular component: nucleosome. Gene Ontology annotation, molecular function: protein heterodimerization activity; DNA binding; structural constituent of chromatin. The coding region runs from base 1 to 453 and encodes 150 amino acids. NCBI's taxonomy places the organism in Eukaryota, Metazoa, Chordata, Mammalia, Artiodactyla, Balaenopteridae. The record is from RefSeq and is a predicted model, not a curated record. The transcript has 2 exons.
AUGGAGGGGUGGGAUUCAGUUUCUAAACCAAGAGUACUUGUCAUGGCUCGCACUAAGCAAACUGCUCGUAAGUCCACUGGCGGCAAGGCGCCUCGCAAGCAGCUGGCCACCAAGGCGGCUCGCAAGAGUGCGCCGGCCACCGGCGGCGUGAAAAAACCCCACCGCUACCGACCCGGCACGGUGGCCUUGCGCGAGAUCCGCCGCUACCAAAAGUCCACGGAGCUUCUUAUCCGUAAACUGCCUUUUCAGCGCCUUGUGCGUGAGAUUGCCCAGGAUUUCAAGACCGAUCUGCGCUUCCAGAGUUCAGCGGUGAUGGCACUGCAGGAGGCAUGCGAAGCCUAUCUGGUGGGUCUUUUCGAGGACACCAAUCUGUGCGCCAUCCACGCUAAGCGUGUUACCAUCAUGCCCAAGGACAUCCAGUUAGCCCGCCGGAUCCGCGGGGAGCGGGCAUAAUUACUGCUUUUCUCUGAAAUUUCAACCAAAGGCUCUUUUCAGAGCCACCCACGUUUUCAAGUAAGGGCUGUAAGAAACUAACUUUCCAACUCAAGUUGUUCAG